Messenger RNA from Clunio marinus, 198 nucleotides. The record is from the annotation of a GenBank genome assembly. NCBI's taxonomy places the organism in Eukaryota, Metazoa, Arthropoda, Insecta, Diptera, Chironomidae.
AUGUUUCCGGAUAUGUCAACAUUUUAUUGUGUAGUUGCAUUAAAUCUGAAGAUUCAUCAUCUAGUUGAAAGCAAAGAGUGUAAAAUGAAAGAUAUAUUAGCAACAAUGCAUGCACAAAGCCAUUUAUUAUCACAUGGCGUGCAGAUUAAUUUCACAAAAAUAAUUCCACACAACUUCCAAGAGCUUUUUAAAACGUAA